UUUAGUCUGUAGCACGCAGCUCCCCAGGAAGUCUGCCAGGCUGGCCUGCAAGUGUGUAGUUCACAGCGACCCGGGAGCACGCUCUACACGGAAACCUCUGCCUGUCUCAGCUGAAGCCAGCAUUGGGGAAGAUGUUUGCGGUACAUUUGAUGGCGUUUUACUUCACCAAGCUGAAGGAGGAUCAGAUCAAGAAGGUGGACAGAUUCCUGUAUCACAUGCGGCUUUCUGAUGAGACCCUGUUGGAUAUUAUGGCACGCUUCCGGGUUGAGAUGGAGAAGGGCCUGGCAAAGGACACCAACCCCACUGCCUCAGUGAAGAUGCUUCCCACCUUUGUCAGGGCCAUUCCGGAUGGCUCAGAAAAUGGGGAAUUCCUCGCUCUGGAUCUUGGAGGCUCCAAGUUUCGUGUCUUGAAGGUGCAAGUGUCUGCAGAGGGGAAGCGAAAUGUCCAAAUGGAGAGUCAGUUCUACCCCACGCCCAAUGAGAUCACCCGUGGGAAUGGCUCAGAGCUGUUUGAGUACGUAGCUGACUGUCUGGCAGAUUUCAUGAAGACUAAAGACUUGAUGCAUAAGAAGUUGCCCCUUGGCUUCACCUUUUCUUUUCCCUGCAGGCAGACUAAGCUGGAAGAGGGCGUGCUGCUUUCAUGGACCAAGAAGUUCAAGGCACGUGGUGUUCAGGACACGGAUGUCGUGAGCCGCUUGACCCAAGCCGUGAAGAAGCACAAGGACAUGGACGUGGACAUCCUGGCCUUGGUCAAUGACACUGUGGGGACCAUGAUGACUUGUGCCUAUGAUGAUCCCUACUGUGAGGUUGGAGUUAUCAUUGGUACUGGCACCAACGCCUGCUACAUGGAGGACAUGAGCAACAUCGACCUGGUGGAGGGCGACGAGGGGAGGAUGUGCAUCAACACAGAGUGGGGGGCCUUUGGGGACGACGGGGUGCUCGAGGACAUCCGCACCGAGUUUGAUAGAGAGCUGGACCUUGGCUCACUGAACCCAGGGAAGCAACUGUUUGAAAAGAUGAUCAGUGGCCUGUACCUGGGGGAGCUCGUCAGGCUCAUCCUGCUGAAGAUGGCGAAGGCCGGCCUCCUGUUCGGUGGUCAGAAGUCCUCUGCUCUCCACACCAAGGGCAAGAUUGAAACACAGCAUGUGGCUGCCAUGGAGAGGUAUAAGGAAGGCCUGGCGAACACCAGAGAGAUCCUGGUGGAUCUAGGUCUGGAGCCCUCUGAGGCUGACUGCAUUGCUGUCCAACACGUCUGCACCAUUGUUUCCUUCCGCUCGGCCAACCUCUGUGCGGCCGCCCUGGCAGCCAUCCUGACACGGCUCCGGGAGAACAAGAGGCUGAUGCGGCUGCGCACGACAGUGGGCAUGGAUGGCACGCUCUACAAGAUCCACCCUCAGUACCCUAAACGCCUGCACAAGGUGGUGAGGAAACUGGUUCCUAACUGUGAUGUCCGCUUCCUCCUGUCGGAGAGUGGCAGCACCAAGGGGGCUGCCAUGGUGACUGCCGUGGCCUCCCGCGUUCAGGCCCAGCGCAAGCAGAUUGAUGAGGUGCUGGCUCUGUUCCAGCUGACCCAUGAGCAGCUCAGGAGUGUGAAGGACAGGAUGCGGGCUGAACUAGAGUUCGGGCUGAAGAAGAAGACACACCCACUCGCCACGGUCAAGAUGCUGCCCACCUACGUCUGUGGGAUGCCUGAUGGCACAGAGAAAGGGAAGUUCCUCGCCCUGGAUCUGGGGGGCACCAACUUCCGGGUCCUUCUGGUGAAGAUCAGAAGUGGACGGAAGUCGGUGCGGAUGUACAACAAGAUCUUCGCCAUCCCCCUGGAGAUUAUGCAGGGUACCGGCGAGGAGCUGUUUGACCACAUUGUGCAGUGCAUUGCUGAUUUCCUGGAGUACAUGGGCCUCAAGGGGGCUCGGCUGCCUUUGGGCUUCACGUUCUCAUUCCCCUGCAGGCAGACAAGCAUUGACAAGGGGACACUAAUAGGAUGGACCAAAGGCUUUAAGGCCACCGACUGCGAAGGGGAGGAUGUGGUGGACUUGCUCAGGGAAGCCAUCAAGAGGAGAAAUGAGUUUGACUUGGACAUAGUUGCAGUGGUCAACGACACUGUGGGAACCAUGAUGACCUGUGCUUAUGAAGAUCCCAAUUGUGAGAUUGGCCUGAUUGCAGGAACAGGCAGCAACAUGUGCUACAUGGAGGAGAUGCGGAACAUUGAGCUGGUGGACGGGGAUGAGGGGAAGAUGUGCAUCAACACAGAAUGGGGAGGGUUUGGCGAUAACGGCUGCAUGGACGACAUCAGGACCCAGUAUGACAAGGAGGUGGAUGAGGGCUCCUUGAAUCCUGGCAAGCAGAGGUAUGAGAAGAUGACGAGUGGGAUGUACCUGGGCGAGAUUGUGCGGCAGAUGCUGAUCGCCCUCACCAAGCAGGGCCUCCUCUUCCGAGGGCAGAUCUCAGAGCGGCUCCGCACCAGGGGCAUCUUCGAGACCAAGUUCCUGUCCCAGAUCGAAAGUGACCGCCUGGCCCUCCUUCAGGUGCGGAGGAUCCUGCAGCAGCUGGGCCUGGACAGCACAUGUGAGGACAGCAUCAUAGUCAAGGAGGUGUGUGGAGUUGUGUCCCGUCGUGCAGCCCAGCUCUGUGGUGCUGGCAUGGCUGCUGUCGUGGAGAAAAGGCGGGAAGACCAGGGGCUGGAACACCUGCGGAUCACCGUGGGUGUAGACGGCACCCUGUACAAGCUGCACCCACACUUUUCUCGGAUACUGCAGGAGACUGUGCAGGAGCUAGCCCCGCGCUGCGAGGUGACUUUCAUGCUGUCAGAAGAUGGCAGUGGAAAGGGAGCAGCUCUCAUCACCGCUGUGGCCAAGAGACUGCAGCUGCCACGGAGAGAGAACUAGGAGCCCCAGGCACUGUGCAUCCCAACAGGCCUUUCAUCUGGGAAGAGUCGCUCCAGGACCAGCAGGCAGACUCCUGGCUGACCUCACCCUGUGGAUGGCUGAGAGAGCCCCA
This is a messenger RNA of Ochotona curzoniae (black-lipped pika), 2997 nucleotides long. It is a transcript of the gene HKDC1, whose product is annotated as hexokinase domain containing 1. NCBI's taxonomy places the organism in Eukaryota, Metazoa, Chordata, Mammalia, Lagomorpha, Ochotonidae. Gene Ontology annotation, cellular component: mitochondrion; cytosol. Gene Ontology annotation, molecular function: fructokinase activity; D-glucose binding; glucokinase activity. The record is from RefSeq and is a predicted model, not a curated record. Gene Ontology annotation, biological process: intracellular glucose homeostasis; glycolytic process; glucose 6-phosphate metabolic process. The transcript is spliced from 18 exons. The coding region runs from base 132 to 2885 and encodes 917 amino acids.